AAACUUUUUCUUCAAUAGAGAAACUCCAAAUGUCUUCUUCUUCUUCUUCUUCUUGUUCUUCUGUGGUAGUAAAGGAUUGAAACCUAAACAUAAAAGGAGAAAGGGGAAGAGAAAUGGCUUCCCAUCUAUCUUCGGUGUCCAAUUUCUGCCAUAGCCACCUUACUCUAUGCAAACAUUCUUCUCCUCCACCUGUAUUCUCUGUCACUCCAUCUCUGUUUUCUUCUAGGCCUAAAAUCUUCAACUACCCUCUCAAUCUGAACUCCAGCUCAUCUCAACCGGCGUGUUCUCUCUCUUCAGUCUCGCAGGUUUCUCUGCAAGACUCUAUCUCACAAGAAUCUCAAAGCCCAUCAUCCCCAAAUCCUCUUGUGUUACAAGAAGGGUCUCUGUACCCAGAUGGGAAAAACGCUCCUUCAUCCAAAAGCUAUAUUUGGGUGAACCCCUGGAGUCCCCGAGCUGCACAGUUUCGGAAGCAUUCGUACGAUUCCAGGUAUUCGUUACUGAGGAAGCUUGCUGCGUCUCUGAAUUCAUGCAACCCAACUGAGGAAGAUGUCGUCAAAGUGUUGUCCAGUCUUGGCGAGAAUCCCUUGGAGCAAGAUGCCGUUGUUAUUCUUAAUCACAUGGAGAACUCAAUAACGGCGCCUCUUGCUCUUAAGUUCUUCCAACAGAAACUGAAACCAAAGCGAGAGGUAAUUCUUUAUAAUGUGACAUUAAAAGUGUUCAGAAAGUGUAGGAUUUUUGAUAGAGCACAGAAGCUGUUCGAAGAAAUGCUCGUCAGGGGAGUCAAACCUGACAACGUUACAUUCUCCACUAUAAUCAGCUGCGCGAGGCACUGUUCUUUGCCCAAUAAGGCUGUUGAGUGGUUUGAGAAGAUGCCAGACUUCGGGUGCGAUCCUGAUAAUAUGACGCACUCGACCGUGAUAGAUGCCUAUGGUCGAGCAGGUAACGUUGAGAAGGCCCUCAGCUUGUACAAUCGCGCAAAGACGGAGAGGUGGCGUAUUGAUUUGGUCACGUUCUCAACGGUGAUAAAGAUAUAUGGAAGCUUGGGUAAUUUUGAUGCGGCCUUUAAUGUCUUUGAAGAGAUGAAGGCUUUAGGAGUGAAACCAAAUUUACUCAUCUACAACACUUUGUUGGAUGUCAUCGGGAGAGCUAAAAGGCCAUGGCAGGCAAAGUCUCUCUAUAAAGAUAUGAUCAACAAUGGGCUUUUGCCGAAUAGGGCAACCUACUCUGCUCUUCUACGAGCGUAUGGUAGAGCCCGUCACGCCCAAGACGCACUUGAUGUGUAUAGAGAGAUGAAGAGCAAGGAUUUAGAGUUGAAUGUGGUUCUCUACAACACCCUCUUGGCGAUGUGUGCUGAUUUGGGUUACACUGAUGAGGCUAUUGAGAUCUUUGAGGACCUGAAGAGGUCUCAGACUUCUAAGCCUGACAGUUGGACAUUUUCAUCCGUGAUUACCAUAUAUUCUUGUAGUGGGAAAGUUUUGGAGGCUGAAAGUAUGUUGAAUGAAAUGUUAGAAGCAGGUUUUGAGCCUAACAUAUUUGUGUUGACAUCGCUUAUCCAGUGCUACGGGAAAGUUAAUCGAACAGAUGAUGUCGUCAAGACUUUCAAUCGACUUCUAGAAUUGGGUAUAGCUCCUGAUGAUCGGUUCUGUGGUUGUCUUCUAAAUGUGAUGACCCAGGCGCCAAAAGAAGAACUUGAUAAAUUGAUUGGGUGCAUUGACAGGGCUAAUCCAAAACUGGGUGCUGUGGUCAAACUAGUGGUGGCAAAGGAAGCCAGUAAUGGGUUGUUUAAACAAGAAGCCACUGAGCUCUUCAGUUUAAUUGACACAGAUGUCAAGAAGGGUUAUUGCAAUUGCUUGAUUGAUCUGUGUGUUAACCUCAAUUUGUUGGAAAGAGCUUGUGAGCUAUUGGACCUGGGGCUUAUGCUUGAUAUAUACAGAGGUAUCCAGUCUAAGUCUCCGACACAGUGGUCACUAAAUUUGAAGUCUCUCUCCCUUGGGGCAGCCAUGGCUGCUAUGCAUAUAUGGGUCAGUGACUUAUCCAAAGCUCUAGAGAAUGGGGAGGAGCUGCCAUCGUUGCUCGGAAUAAAUACUGGUCAUGGAAAGCACAAAUACUCAGACAAAGGAUUGGCAAGUGCCUUAGAAUCCCACUUGAAGGAAUUGAAUGCCCCAUUCCAUUAGGUCCCUGAUAAAAUUGGCUGGUUUUUUACUACAAAUAUUGCCGCCAAGUCAUGGUUGGAGUCGAGGAGCUCAGCUCAACUGGUGGCUGCUUAGGCUUAUUUCUGGAGAGGGGCUUUUUCAGUUUUCUGCAAAAAUUAGAUUCAGAAGCCCAUUUCUAUUAAACUUUUCAUAAUCAUGGCUCCUCUUAUUAGGUAAUUCUCUUCACACACAGAAAAUUUUGUACUUUGUAAUAAGAGAAUAGUUUUUCAAAUCCUUCAUUUCUA
Molecule: messenger RNA, 2437 nt
Organism: Macadamia integrifolia
Lineage: Eukaryota; Viridiplantae; Streptophyta; Magnoliopsida; Proteales; Proteaceae
Product: pentatricopeptide repeat-containing protein At4g16390, chloroplastic-like
Exons: 1
Coding region: 114-2174 (686 amino acids)
Cellular component (GO): chloroplast
Molecular function (GO): protein binding
Source: RefSeq, a predicted model, not a curated record